Messenger RNA from Acytostelium subglobosum LB1, 2322 nucleotides. RefSeq lists its product as hypothetical. Gene Ontology annotation, molecular function: protein serine/threonine kinase activity; ATP binding. The record is from RefSeq and is a predicted model, not a curated record. Gene Ontology annotation, biological process: intracellular signal transduction; peptidyl-serine phosphorylation. The transcript has 4 exons. The coding region runs from base 1 to 2322 and encodes 773 amino acids. Lineage: Eukaryota; Evosea; Eumycetozoa; Acytosteliales; Acytosteliaceae.
AUGGCAGAACAGAAUAAUAAUGACGACGAUGAUGCUGACUCACGUAUAUUGGCAACGACAACAAAAGAGAAGGGAACGACUACUUCGAUCGCAGAUAUACAGAACUCACCAAAGUUUCUAAGUACAACGCAGAACGCAAUAAGGACUCCCCCACUGAAGCCAACAAAACUGAAACACUCAGAGUCGCUUCAAUCACUGAUCAGUGCCUACAGCACACAUCUAAGCAUCAACAACAACAGCAACAACACAGCCAACACAUCCAACAACAUAGUCAAUAAUAACAAUAAUCAUUCAUUGAUAAACACAACAACAAGGUCAUCAUCAAAUACACUAUCAUCAACAAAUAAGAUGAUGGGCUUUAGACGAUCAACAUCUCAUCAAUCAUUCCUUGAGGAUGAGUUGGAUGAUUGCUCACCUAUACAUAUGACACAGCAACAGAAGAGAUUCAUGAGGAAUGAUCGACCUCGUUCCUCACCGCCACUCUCCCCUUCACUACUAUGCAAUCAACCUCAUACUCUGAUACCAGACACAAACAACAACGGUGACAGUCCCAAUGGAACAUCAUCAAUAUCUGAGCGUAGAUCACCAUCAAUAAGCAGAGGCCGAUCAAACUCAUUCAAGAACAUCAUUUACUCACAGAACCCAUCGAGAUCACCAUCAAUCACUCCCACAUCAUCACCUUCACCAACUUGUAAAAUAGCUCACUCGGCAUCGCCUCCCAUCCCUAUUGUAAAUCCAACGCAACUCCAGCAGCAGCAGCAGCAACAACAUCAGCAGCAGCAGGCUAUGGACAACUCGCCCGAGCUGAUGGGCACCCAGAUCAGCGUCCUUUCCACACCCAUCUCCUCAUCAAUGUACAGCCAUCACUCACUCACCACGCCAGUCACGCCAACCACUCCCAUCUCGAUGCAGUCCAAGCACGUCACCAUCGACGACUUUGACCUGAUCGAGAAGAUUGGCGAGGGUGGCUUUGGCCAAGUGUUCCUGGCAAAGAAGAUUGACACUGGCGAGAUCUUGGCACUCAAGCGCAUGUCCAAGGACUUGGUUUGGUCCAAGAACAAAGUGUCACAUAUUAAGAACGAGCGCGACAUUUUGGCACAGGGUAGGAAUCAUCGUUGGAUAGUCUCACUGGUCUACUCAUUCCAAGAUGAUCAGCAUCUCUACCUGGCGAUGGAGUACGUGGCGGGUGGCGACCUGCGGUCUUUGCUCAGCGCACUUGGAUGUCUCGAGGAGGAGAACUCGCGGUUCUACAUGGCAGAAAUGGUGGAGGCGGUCGACGCCUGUCACCAACUGGGCUACUGUCAUCGCGACCUCAAACCAGAGAACUUUCUCAUCGACAAGACCGGUCAUAUUAAGCUUGCCGACUUUGGUCUAUCAAAGAUGUUCACCAACUAUGUCAAGUCGGCUAAGGGCACGCCUGGCGGAUCCACCUCAUCAGUCAUGGAGCACACACCAAUGAAGUUCUCCAGUCACAUGCUCAGUUCAUCAGUCACAGAUUUCUCUGGCUUUGGAUCGUUCAAGGACGUUGUCAACGUUGCCUACUCUGUCGUGGGCAGUCCAUUCUACAUGGCGCCUGAAGUGCUCGAGGCGACCACAGGCUAUGGAGACGAGGUCGACUGGUGGUCACUUGGAUGCAUGUUCUACGAGUUUGUGUGUGGCAUUCCCCCAUUCGAUGGAGACUCACCCGAGGAAGUAAUGGAGACUGUACUCGAUUGGAAGGCAAACCUACAAAGACCUCCAAAUAUCUCUGACGAACUCUGGAAUUUGAUAUCAUGUUUAAUUACUGAUGGAAACACGAGAUUAGGAAGAGGAGAGCGAGGAGUGGAGAACAUCAAAAACCAUCCAUUCUUUACUGGAGUAGACUGGGGAAAGUUACAUGAGAAUGAGCCACCCUUUGUACCAUUACUUUCGGAUGAAAUGGAUACUACAUACUUUGAGAAGGAUAGGACAACAGUUGUAUAUACCAACAAGAACUCUGGCGGAACGAUCACUUCAUCAAGGACAAAGCAGAACAGGAACAUACUGGGGUUCACCUAUCCAAGAUUGGGCGAAGAUCCACUAGUUUGGGCCAAUAUGGUUAGGAGUAUCAAAUCAGCCAAGACAUCAAGUGCACGCUCGGAAACAUCAAGUAAGCAGCUGAGAUCAUCAUCGGCGAAUGUUCCAUCGCCAAGAUCCAGUGGGUAUCAUAAUCAGCACUCGGUGGAGUUUGCCAAUCAGGAAUCAACCAGUCCCUACGGUUCCUAUUCCAGUCCAUCGAUAUUCCCCAAGUUCAACUCGAGUGAGUUUGACAUUGUAGUAUCAGCAGAUCAUAAUAAACUGUGA